UGUCUCACUUCUUUUUUUGGGUGCCGAGGCCGGGUCCGUUGCUGCACGCCCGUUCGUCCGUUUGCCCGUGUGUGCUCUCACUGCCGUUGUGCUGUCUGCUCCUGUGUCUCGUUCGUCGUGCAGGACGAGAGUAGCACCCCUUUUCUGCUUGCUCCUUUUUGAUUAUUAAAAAAGAAGAAGAAGGAAAAGAAAAGAAGAAAAGAUCCGUAUGUCUUUCGCUGUGUGUGUGUGUGUGUGUAGCAGCUUUGUUGUGUCCGUUUCUUCUUUUUUAUAUAUUCCACACCGGCACACAGGGCCACAUUGCUGCUGACUUGUUCUUGUUUGCGAAACGUUUCUUUCCCCAUUCGACAACAUACCACCACCGCAGUGCGAGCGGUUUGUGCCCAGGCCUGAUCGGUCUGGUGAGCCUCACACCAAACAUUUUAUUUUGACGGGGCCAUUUUUCAUGCGAAAAACAACAAAAUAAAAGUGGAGAAAGCAACAACUCCACCAUCUCUACCACACAGUACAACUAUAAAAAUUUGUGUGUUUGUGAGCCAAACGAGAGCAAAUGAUUAACAUCAUCAACAUCAUCGACAAAAGAAAAAGAAAAAGCGGCCAUCACCAGUGAAUGAAUCAUGGAGCCGCUGCUACUGAGCAAGAUUGAUCGGAUAUUCAACUCGCUGAGACUUCAGAAUCGCACAGGCCUGCAUCACUCGACGUUGGAGUGAGCUGUUCCUUAUUUUAUUUUUUAUUUAUUUACAUUUUUGUUUUUUUGUUGGGGAGACGGGUGAAUGGGGUAAUACAGUAGUCGAUUAAAAAGCCAAACAAAAAAGUGAGAAGAAACAAAAAAAAACUUUGAAUCCGGAGAAGGCAUCCAAAAUCGCGUGUUUAAUACACGCACAACUACCUCCAUGAUGAAUUAUCCAGUAUGGCCGGAUUCGGCCGGGGUGGCCGGCUACUCUCGGACAUUGCUGGGCCAAAGCGGAGGCGGAAUGCGGUCGUCAUUGGCCCCGCCGCCACCGCCUCCGCCUCCAGCAGCAGCCGGCAGUGGGACCGUAGCUGGAGACGAAGGAGGGAGCAACACAAACAAAUGCAACCCGCCGAAAUAUAACGUCACCAACGGAACAGACCCGAGCAUUCAACGUUCAGCCAAUCACCAUUCAUCUUCUUCCUCAGCCGGCGGAUCGUCGUCGUCGGCGGCCCGUUUGAAUAAUGGAGACGAUUGUGGCAACGGCGGUAGUAACGGCGGAGGAGCUCGAGGCCAUCAGCUCCCCUCGGCGGACAAAUACGCCCCGCUGUCUUCCUUCACCGACGAUGACAGUCUCCUCAAGGUGGCGACACAUUUUCUGAGCGGAGGAAACGGCCAGGGACGACACUACAUGCCUAUUGCUCGCGAUUACUCUACGCUGGGCUACCCUUCGGGCGUUUCCGUCAGUACGACCGGCUCCUAUUGUAAUCCCGGCCAACAGCAGCAGCAACAACAACAGCAACAACAGCAGCAACAGCAGCAGCAGCAAGCGGCUUUAGAAAGACCUGGGGGUUCGACACGCAAUCCUCAUUCUUCAGAUGGGCCAGGAGCCGGAAGCCGGAUAUCUUCAGCGUCUAGUUCGGAUAAUGGGGGAGCGAAUGCAGCCGGCGGGGCGGGCCAACCCAACCCGUUACUUUCUCCGUGCAGCGUAAUGGAAGAAGCCUCCAGUCCUGGAUCGACUACUAGCCAAUUAUCCUAUUUGGGCGCCCUACAGAGUCCGGCUAAUUCCGGAUUGACGCCACUCGGCUUCCCCGCUCCGUACCUUUUGACGAAAGAUGGAGCUGGAUUAGCCGCUGCGGCUGCAGCCGCCGCCGCGCACGCUGCCCAGCAGGUCGGACACGUCGCGCACGGUGGACACGGAGUUCACGGGCAUGGUAGUGGUGGACACGGUAGCGGCAUUGGCGGACCUAAACAGAAGAAAGAACCUAAACCGGGCAGUGAUGUACGUUCAUUUGGAUGUCAGGUCUGUGGGCGUGGAUUCAAACAAAAGGCGACAUUGGCCCAACAUGAACGGACUCAUACGGACGAACGACCGUUUGAUUGUCCCGAUUGCCACAAACGCUUCCGACAGCAGUCUCAUUUAGUGCAGCAUUUACGGAUCCAUUCGGAUGAGCGACCCUAUGGAUGCACCUAUUGUGAAAAGGCGUUCCGUCAGAAGGCGAUACUCAACCAGCAUAUCCGGAUUCAUACAGGAGAGAAGCCGUACGUUUGUCCACAGUGUACUAAAUGCUUCCGGCAAAAAGCCAUACUUAAUCAGCACAUCCGGACGCAUUCGGGCAAACGUCCGUAUUCUUGCCCGGACGCCAAAUGCAAAAAGAAAUUCGUCGAUCAGGCAUCGAUGGAGAAACAUUUCAAAAAGCAUAUCGAGGACGACCAGCAGCAAUUGCUGGCCGAGGCACGUGGAGGACCGAUGAGGUCCGGCAACGCCGGUGGACGUAACAAUGCCAAAGGAUUGUUGCGAGUGAAAUUGAACAAUUCCGACCGGCCGACGACGACGUUUAGCCGCGUGUUGGCGCCUGGCGCCGGCGGGAUCUCGACUCAGGACCGGGCCACAUCUCCCUUCCCUAUCAACAUGAUGACCCGUCCUGGACAAAACAAUAACAAUGCUGCGUCGGGUGCUCCUACCCCGGCUGGCACUGCAUCCGCUUCUCCUGAACGGAUGGCCGAUACGCCGGCUGCCAGCCGGAUUGAACUUGCUGCUCACGAAGGCUCAUCUCAACAAGCACCGCCCACUUACCUGACUCAUCACGGGCAUCAUCACCACCACCAGGCGGCUGCCGCUGCGGCAGCUGCUAGUAAUCCAGCUUCCGGACCCUAUCAUUUUGUACCGUUCCCUCACCGACCUUAUCACUACGAUCUGCUGAGUCUUGGCUCCAUGGGCCAAUCCAUGUACGGCGGAGGAGGUAGCAAUAACAAGAUGGCCGAUCAGCAUGCAGCCAAAUACCGAUCGGAUGCUUUGGGUAACUAAUAGAAUUCUGGGGAAACGUCUCACAAUCAAAUGGGUGGACAUAUGGACAAGGAGUGCGUCCCCAACAACAACAUGGCAACCAACUACACGGUGAAUGGAAGCGUCCAGAAAGACAGCGUCCCGUGAGCAGACGUUAGCAAGACUUUCAAAACGAAAUGACGACAGCUAAAUAUGAUCCCGACAACUCUAUAAAGUAUAUAGAUAUAUCUCUUUUAACUUCUCUUUUUUCUAUCUUUGUAUUGAUUUUUUUUUUUUUUUUUUUUUGAAACGUCAUUUUCCUCCCCCCGCGAAAACCUUAGCUGGCGGCUGAUAUGCAAAGAAAAUAAUUUAGAGGGAAAAAGGGUUGAAAAGAAGUUUAAAAAAAAAAUGGGAAAUUGUUUUUUAAAAAAUAUACCAUUUCCACCAUUUUUUGUGUGCGUGUGGAAAAGAUAGCAAGAUGUUGUGUGCCACACCGGUGAAAACAGUUUUGAUUGGCCGUUUUUGGCGGCUAAAAAGGAAACAUUUUCGAAAAUACGAUUUUUAAACAAUUAUCAUAACAAGUUAGAAAAAAAAAAGCCUUCAGGCCAUGUUCCUAUCAUUAAACAAAAUUGUUAACAGGUUCAGGUUUUCUUUUCAAACAAGAAACAGAAAAUAAUAAUCCCGAAAUGCGUGGGCGUAUCUAUAAAAAUUGUUUCAUAUGAAUUCAUUUUUAAGACAUUUCACUCUCUUUCUCCCAUCGUCCGGGACUUUCCUUUUUUCGUUCGUGUUGCGUUCAAAGUAUACGAGAAAAAAGUACGAAAAAAAUAACUCACAUAGAAACACGACACAUUGACGAAGAGUGAGGAUUUUUUUUUCGCAAAAUCCUCGUGUGUUUGGUUUAUUGUUGUGUGUUUCUUUUUUUCCUCUUUUUUCGCAACCGUUUGCAGGGUGUUUUCUUUCUCUCUCCUCAUUAUCUCUCCUUUCUCCAAUAACCGAUGGGUUCAAAAAAAAAGAGAACAUUAAUUGAAAGGGAUAAAAGUGCAGGUUCUUUUUUUUAUUAUUAUUGUCGCAUGUUCCUCCACCAUUUGAAAAUGUCUAGACAUCUUUUUUUACGAGAAUCAAAGUAGACGGAUCGAUCAACUAGGAGGCAGACGGAAGUAUCGAUCGGAGUCGGGGACGUGUGUGUCAUGCCAAAAGAGUUUCUCGUUGCAAAAAAGGAAUUUGUCUUUCUUAGAUACACAUUUUGUUUGUUACUUUUUCCCCUGACAAAUCGAAGAAGGAAAAUGUCGCUUUUCAGUUUAUGUCGCUAGGAAAAUCGGGAGUGAAGUGAUUCAUUUCUUUUAUGAACUCUGAAUUUUUUUUUUUUUGCAAUUAGCUUUCAACCCGCCAAAUGCAGCUCAAAAGACGCAAAAAAAGGGGAAAAAUGGCUUCCAGAUGAAAAAAAAAAUUUUUUUCUCGUUCAAUCAGAAAAAAAUCUGGCGCUAUUUAGUAGCAACUUUGUUGACGUUUUCAUUUCCUACAAAUGAGAAACAGUUUGUCUAAAAAAUCGGGGUGCCAUGUAGGUUAAAAAUUUUUCGCUCGGUUUCACAAGUUAAAAAAAAAUUGAAUAAAUUUUUUAUUUUUCAAAAUGGAUUUCGGUUGGUGUGUGGAUGGAGAAACUGUAAAUCUUUCAUUGUCGCUUUGUGAUACGAAAGAGGUUGAAAAAAACAAAAGACGGUUUACUUUUAUUUUUGAAUUUCUCCAACUUUUUCGUCUUCUCAUUAAAAUCCACUGGGCAACGUUGUCGAAUUUAUCAAAAAAGAUGUUUGUAUUCCACAUCUUUAUUUUUUGAUUUUCAAAAGAAAAAGAAAAAAUUUAGACGAAAUAUUUCAAAGACUUGAAAACAAAAAUUCGGCCGAACAAGAAUUUCCCAUCUUUUUUUUUUUUCGAAUACAUAUAAAAAUAGGGUUAGGUAACUUUUAUAUAUAAAUAUGUAUAGUCGAUGGCAUGUGUUGAAAAACGAAAAAAUCUUCCCAUUUAAACGUAUUUUUUUUUUCCCCUACAAAAAAAAAAAAAAAAUCUUCCGGUUCUCAAUCGAAGACAAGAAAAACCUGUUAGUUGUUUCUGUUAUUUUAUCAACUCUUCCAAAAGGAAAACAAAAACAAAACAAAAAAACACUCCCGACUGUGAUGUCAUCACGUUUGUAACCCGAUAGGAAGCAAAAAAAAAAAAAAAUGAAAUAAAAAUAACGACAAUAUCCCCUCCCCCCAAUUCUUUUUAAAAAAUUUCUGUGCAUCCACCAAAUCCACCACCCACAAGAAAAAAACAGACACACACCGAAAUUCUAAUUGUUCUCCAUCGUUGAAAUAUUUUUCUUUUCUUAAUCGGAGGGCAAGAACCCACGUUGUCAUUGUGUCUCAAUUUUUCUUUCUUUUAUUCGAUCAACUAUUAGGCCUAAAUAUCGAGACAUUUUCUUAUUAUAAUUUAGCUUUUUUUUAUAUCAUUUUCAUUGAGGAAGGGAAAAGAAGGAGAAAGGAGGAGGAGAGAAGAAACCGGCUUAAAAAAAAUCUAAAAAGAGAAAUGAAUCGCGUCCGCCACACGUGUUUUGUAUACGUACACACCUCUGCCUUGAAAAAAAAAAAAGCUAAAAAUUCAAAGAGAAUUGCUAAAGAAUGAAAAUGAUGUGAACGAAAAUUCAAAUGAUUGUUGAUGACGUCUCCCGCUGGUUCGAUUGAUCUUACAUGUCUCUUUAAUAAUUUCGUUCAUGUUUGUUCUCUUUUUUAUCUUGUUGUUAAUUUGGUUGUUAAACUUUUUUUUAAAACAUAUACAGUACAUAAAUUGAUGAUGAUCAUGAUUACGUGCUUGAAUGUAUGAAUAAUUUUUUUUCUGAAUUUUUCCCUGUUUGAUUUGUCAUUUAAACAUUUUUUGUUGUGUCCCUUCGCCUGCCCUUAUUCUCAUCCGCACGGUGUCGCGGAAGUUAAACACACACACACCCUCCACACAUGCAUUUUUCUUUUUUAUUUUAAUUUCCCAAGGUCUACAAGGUACACGAAUGAGCGGUAAAAGAAAGGAAAAAAUUGAAAUAAAAGAAAAUGUUUACAAAAAAGAAAAAAAAAAUAUGUUGAAAGGAAAAGAAAAAAAAAAUUAAACAAUCCUAGUGCUGUUGCGGAUUCACAAAUAACACUGCCACGUGGCUUCGAAUACACUAGAAUGUGCAAA
This is a messenger RNA of Daphnia magna, 6134 nucleotides long. Its product is annotated as zinc finger protein 668. The transcript is spliced from 7 exons. The record is from RefSeq and is a predicted model, not a curated record. Lineage: Eukaryota; Metazoa; Arthropoda; Branchiopoda; Diplostraca; Daphniidae. Bases 894 to 2978 code for a protein of 694 amino acids. Gene Ontology annotation, cellular component: nucleus.